Molecule: messenger RNA, 1206 nt
Organism: Opisthocomus hoazin
Lineage: Eukaryota; Metazoa; Chordata; Aves; Opisthocomiformes; Opisthocomidae
Source: RefSeq, a predicted model, not a curated record
GUAAAGCCAUUGGAUGGUGUGAAAAUUCUUGAUUUAACAAGGGUGCUUGCAGGGCCCUUUGCCACAAUGAAUUUAGGAGAUCUAGGUGCUGAAGUUAUCAAAGUGGAAAGACCAGGAGCUGGUGAUGAUACAAGAGCCUGGGGCCCACCUUUUGCUGGAACAGAAAGUGUUUAUUUUCUCAGUGUUAACAGAAAUAAAAAGAGUAUAGCUAUCAACAUGAAGGAUUUGAAAGGAGCAAAGCUAAUCAGAGAGCUUGCAGCAGUGUCUGAUGUUUUUGUGGAAAACUACAUCCCUGGGAAACUGGCUGAAAUGGGUCUAGGUUACGAAGACAUUAAAAAGAUUGCUCCUCACAUAGUGUACUGUUCGAUAACAGGUUACGGUCAGACUGGUCCAAUGGUUCAGAGAGGUGGAUAUGACUCCAUUGCAGCUGCUGUUUCUGGUCUCAUGAAUAUCACAGGGCAUGAGUAUGGUGAGCCAGUUAGACCAGGAGUAGCCAUGACAGACCUUGCUACUGGAUUGUAUACAUAUGGAGCAAUUAUGGCUGGUUUACUUCAGAGGUAUAGAACGGGGAAAGGAUUGCACAUCGACUGUAAUCUCUUGUCAUCUCAGGUUGCAUGUCUCACUCAUGUAGCAGCCAGUUACCUGAAUUGCAAAAUUGAAGCAAAACGCUGGGGUACUGCUCAUGGGAGUAUUGUUCCGUACCAGGCUUUUAAGACCAAGGAUGGCUACAUCGUGGUGGGAGCUGGAAACGAUCAGCAGUUUGUCACUGUGUGCAAGAUCCUGAAUUUGCCUGAAGUUAGUAAGGAUUCCAGAUACAAAACUAAUAUGCUCAGAGUCCAGAACAGAAAGGAACUUAUUGACAUAUUGUCAACCCGGUUUUCAGAAAAAGCAACGAUCGAAUGGUUGCAGCUCUUUGAAGGUAGCGGGGUUCCAUAUGGCCCAAUCAACAAUAUGCAAGAAGUAUUCUCGGAUCCUCAGGUGCUUCACAAUGGACUUGUGAUGGAAAUGAAUCAUCCGACAGCUGGGAGGAUAGCUGUUCCAGGACCAGGUGUCAGAUACAGUGAAUUUGCUAUAUCACAUCCCAAACCACCUCCACUUGUUGGACAGCAUACAAUGGAGAUACUGAAGGGCUUGCUGGGGUACCAGGAUGAUGCCAUAGAAGAACUGCUCCGCACUGGUGCUGUGGCUCAGCAUGAGGUCAGAUAA